This is a messenger RNA of Paramecium pentaurelia, 376 nucleotides long. NCBI's taxonomy places the organism in Eukaryota, Ciliophora, Oligohymenophorea, Peniculida, Parameciidae. The record is from the annotation of a GenBank genome assembly.
AUGAGAUUUUAAGAAUUCAAGAUAUUCCUGAGACCUAAACAAAAACUCAUUCAAAAAGUCAAUGAGUAUUAUUAAGACCACUCAAAUGAGCGAGUAGAGCUAGGGUGUUAUUAUAUGGAUGAACAAAAAAUUGAUUAAGCUUUAAGUGAUUUCAGUUAAGCAAUUGAUAUCAAUCCAAAAUAUAGUUCAGCCUUUUAUGAUAGAGGUAAAUUCUAUUAAACUCAAUAUACUAGCAAUUUUAUAUGAUAAUAUAACAGACAAAGCAUUAAAUGAUUAUAAUCAAGCAUUCGAAUUAGAUGAAAAAAAUUUUAACGCCUCUCAUCCAAAAGGUUUUAUCCCCAUAAAAGAAUUUUAGGUCUAAUUUUAUAGGAUUUGA